AGCAUUGGGCAAGCUGCUGCCUUAGCUGAUAUCUCUCAAAGCUGUUCACAAACUGUAACGUAUCGUUGUAUGAAAUCAGUUCUUCUUAAUACACCUAACACCCCCUACGGCUGGUGGGUAUCAAGAAAUGACGAAAAAAUUGUAAGCUGGGGCGGAGCACCUACUAAUUCAAUGAAAUGUAGUUGUGGUGUUACUAACAGUUGUUAUAACAGGACUAAAAUGUGCAAUUGUGACGCCAAUCAUGAUUCAGUACGGGACGAUUCCGGAGCUCUGACAGAUAAGAGCCGCCUUCCUGUCAAACAACUAAAAUUUGGUUACGAAGAUAUUGGAAGCAAUCCACUCGCACUUUAUUCUCUUGGUAAACUAAAUUGUAGAAACAGAGCAAAUCCUAAGCACGUCAUUACGUUUACAACACGCGAGUCAACAGUUCAAUUCCCGACUUGGCAAGCUGAGUUUAAUGGCUACAUAGAACUAGCGUUUAGAUCUAGUAUUAGUAACGGUGUGUUAUUGAAGAACACUGGUAGAUAUGGAUCUUUCAUAAGAUUAGCCGUGCAGCCAAAAUUGAUAACGUUAAAUUACAAUCUUGGGCAAGGUGGCGGCAAUCAGGUUCUUCAAGUGAAAGCCGUAGGUAACACAGGUUUUGACGAUAAUGAGUGGCAUAGAAUUCGACUAUCUUGUGCGUUAUAUCGCACUAGCUUAAAAGUUGACGACCAACCGGAAGCUACAAAUUCUUCU
Messenger RNA from Trichoplax adhaerens, 735 nucleotides. RefSeq lists its product as uncharacterized. The record is from RefSeq and is a predicted model, not a curated record. Lineage: Eukaryota; Metazoa; Placozoa; Uniplacotomia; Trichoplacea; Trichoplacidae. The transcript is spliced from 2 exons. The annotation marks the transcript as partial.